This is a messenger RNA of Musa acuminata subsp. malaccensis (wild Malaysian banana), 1564 nucleotides long. RefSeq lists its product as uncharacterized. NCBI's taxonomy places the organism in Eukaryota, Viridiplantae, Streptophyta, Magnoliopsida, Zingiberales, Musaceae. The record is from RefSeq and is a predicted model, not a curated record.
CCGCAUCCGCCGCCAAAGCGACGGAAUUUAACUGUAUCCCUUUUACUUUUUUUUUUUUUGCUUUUUAGCUUUUAUUAACGCUUUGCCGAAAAUUUAUCAACCCUCCAUCGUCCAUCCAACGGCUGAUGUGCGUGGAGGCCCGUUAAGUCAUUUCACAUGCUGUAAUCUUUUCCUUCGCACGACAAUUAAAGCAACAAUGAAUGACAUUUCGUACAGUGUAAUUAGGUCAAAUCACGAGAAACAGAAGUCAUUUGGCCGGAAAUUAACUCCGCCCUCCUCUCUCUCUCUCUCUCCCUCCGCCAUAAAUAGCCUACAGUUUCCACUUCGAAUUCGAACCCACGCCUUCUGCCUCCCCCGCAUCGCAGAGAAAGCUCGAGGGUUGCCGACAAUGGCGUCGCACUCCUAAUCGCAGCUCUCCUGCUCUUGGAUUUUGGGUCUUUCUCUGGUUCGAGGUGUUCCUUCCUUCUUGUAAGAUUGUUUGCAGAGAUGGCGGCCACGAAAUGGAGUUCGCAGACCAGCGGCUACGAGACAGCGAUUUGGGCCACCAAGGUCGCUUUUUGCUUCCUCGGCGUCGUCUCUUGCGGCGCCGCCGCCAGGGCUGCUGUCCCCGCCGCCGCUGAAGUCCUGUCCUCCGCCCUCCCGGGCUUUUGCGCCUCCCUCCGCUCCUGGCUCGCGCCGCCGUACCUCCUCAUCGCCGUCCAUUUCAUUAUCCUCGCCAUCUGGAAGCUCUCCGAUCAGAUGCAGCACCGCGAGCAAUGGGCGGUGGAGGAGAAGACGGCGGAGCCCGGGAGUCCCAGAAGGUUCAAGGCUUUCGAGCCCGCGCCUACUGCUGGCCUUCUCCGGGGGCCCUCGCCGGGUAUCUUGCCGCCUCCGACGACCAUGGCGACUCCAGCACCGGAUCCCGAUGAGCGCUCGCCGUCCGAAGCAUCGUGCCUCACGGCGGAGUCCGGCGAGAGGUCCACGGCUUCGUCGGCGCUUGCGAGCAAGAGGAGCGUCGAACCGGAGUCCCAGAGCAGCAUGACGACGGUGGAAGAGGAGGACGAGGCGGUGGCGGUGGCGGAGACCGAGAUCGAGUCGACGGAUGCCGCGAGGAAAAUGAUCGGGGAGCAGUCGCCUCCACCGCCACAGCCACCGGCGGCGUCCGCGAGCCACGACGAGUUGAACCGGCGAUUCGACGAUUUCAUCAAGAAAAACCGGGAGCAGAUCCGGCUUCUCAGUAGCCGGCGGUGGCAGUAGAAGAUGGCAAAGGCAAAUGCACGUCAACUGAUCUCCAUCUCCUCCAUCAUCUUCUUAAUAGCUCUUUAAAACCCUUCCAAUACUAAAAGGUAAUUGCUGUACGACAGUCUCCAAAACUACUUCACAUCCGUCCUCUUGUGACUGCUGCUUUAUGUUACCUGAAUUCAGACAUCUCAUUCAUGGCUCUCAAUCUCUUUCGUCUCUCCUGUCUGCAUUCUUUCUUCGUCUUUGGAUUUCAAGUUUCGUCUCCCUUGAGGAUUGCAGGAUCUGUUCUUGGGUUGGUGUUUGUGUGGAUUUGCUUACUAUUUGAUCGAGGAGAUCAUACUAA